Messenger RNA from Impatiens glandulifera, 1526 nucleotides. Its product is annotated as lipoyl synthase, mitochondrial-like. Gene Ontology annotation, cellular component: mitochondrion. Gene Ontology annotation, biological process: lipoate biosynthetic process. NCBI's taxonomy places the organism in Eukaryota, Viridiplantae, Streptophyta, Magnoliopsida, Ericales, Balsaminaceae. The transcript has 4 exons. Bases 142 to 1269 code for a protein of 375 amino acids. Gene Ontology annotation, molecular function: lipoate synthase activity; 4 iron, 4 sulfur cluster binding. The record is from RefSeq and is a predicted model, not a curated record.
UCCUUUCCUCCCUCAAUUUCUCAUCCUCUUCCGAUGUGGGACAAACUCCAUCUCUCAAUAUCUCAUUAUUUUUGGUUCUUCUUUGGUUGAAUUACUCUGAUAUUUUGUUUCUCCUUCUUUCAUUUGUCAUCGCCGGCGAAAAUGCAUUCUCGAUUCGCAUCCAUUACUAGAUCCCUCAAGUCCAAGCAUCCUUCUCUCUUCUCAUUCUACUCCACAAUCGAACCCCCAAAGCAGCCUCUGUAUCCUCAAACCCUAGAUGGGCUUCGUCGCCGUUUGGCUGAGGAAUCCCCUGCGCUCGGUGACUUUACUCGGCUUCAAUCCACUGAUGAGUACUCUGUAGAGGUUGGGACGAAGAAGAAACCUCUACCCAAGCCUAAAUGGAUGAAGGAAGCAAUUCCUGGAGGGGAGAAGUAUACCCAGAUUAAGAAAAAGUUGAGGGAAUUGAAGCUUCAUACUGUUUGUGAAGAAGCUAAAUGCCCUAAUAUGGGUGAAUGUUGGUCUGGUGGUGAAACUGGGACUGCUACUGCAACAAUUAUGAUUCUUGGAGAUACUUGUACAAGAGGUUGCAGGUUCUGCAAUGUGAAGACAUCACGAACACCUCCUCCACCAGAUCCAAAUGAACCAGCUAACGUUGCCGAGGCAAUUGCAUCAUGGGGUUUGGAUUAUGUAGUCAUUACUAGUGUUGACCGUGAUGACUUAGCUGACCAAGGAAGCCACCAUUUUGCUGAGACUGUGCAGAGGUUAAAGACCUUGAAGCCAAAUAUACUCAUCGAAGCAUUGGUUCCUGACUUUAGAGGUGAUUGUGGGUGUGUGGAGAAAGUAGCCAAGUCAGGGUUAGAUGUUUUAGCCCAUAACAUCGAGACUGUCGAAGAGCUUCAGAGUUCAGUUCGAGAUCAUCGGGCCAAUUUCAAGCAAUCAAUUGAUGUUCUGAAGAUGGCCAAAGAGUUUGCUCCUCCCGGGACUCUUACCAAGACUUCGAUAAUGUUGGGUUGUGGUGAAACACCUGAACAAGUGGUGUCUACGAUGGAGAAAGUAAGGGCAGCGGGCGUUGAUGUGAUGACUUUCGGUCAGUAUAUGAGGCCAUCAAAGCGACACAUGGCCGUUUCCGAAUACAUCACUCCAGAAGCUUUUGACAAGUAUAAAGUUCUUGGCAUGGAAAUGGGAUUUCGUUAUGUGGCAUCUGGUCCGAUGGUGAGGUCAUCAUACAAGGCGGGUGAAUAUUAUAUCAAAUCGAUGAUUGAAUCUGAUCGUGCUUCUUCAUCAAAUUAAUUGUGUCUAAUGAUAAAUAAUUUGAUGGCGUAAGCUUUCGAAACCGAUUCUAUUUACUGUACUGUUAGGCUGUUGAUCACUUUUGAAGAUACUUGUAUAAGUUUUAUGUAAGUAACAAUUAUGUUCUCCACACUUCAUAUGAACUUUAUUCUUGUUGUCCCGACCGUGUCGGGCCAAAACCAAUAGCACUUGGAAAUUCGAAUUCUCUGGUUUGAUUCAAGAAAAAGAGUAUUUGUCUGUUGUUAUUUUGUUUAAAC